Molecule: messenger RNA, 1398 nt
Organism: Ananas comosus (pineapple)
Lineage: Eukaryota; Viridiplantae; Streptophyta; Magnoliopsida; Poales; Bromeliaceae
Product: transcription factor bHLH96-like
Exons: 3
Coding region: 199-1176 (325 amino acids)
Biological process (GO): regulation of transcription by RNA polymerase II
Molecular function (GO): RNA polymerase II cis-regulatory region sequence-specific DNA binding; protein dimerization activity; DNA-binding transcription factor activity, RNA polymerase II-specific
Source: RefSeq, a predicted model, not a curated record
CUUCCCCUCACGUGGCACCAUCCCUUUGUUUUUGUUCCAUUCUAUAUAAUCUCCUUUAUAAGUCCCCCCAAACCCACCUCUUCCUCUUCCUCCUCUUCUCGUUAAAAAGCUGAGUUGGGUCUCUGUGUGUUUGUUCCUAUCUACAGUUCUCUCUUCCCCCCCCCCCCCCNCCCCCCCUUCUGAAGUGGGUGAGUAUAUAUGGCUUUAGAAGCGGUGGUGUUCCCACAUGGGCUCUUGGGUUACACCAUGAAGGAGCUUUGCUCCAUGGGGGGAGGAGGAGGAGGAGGAGGAGGAUGUAGCCAUGGCGAACUUGGUUGGUUUGAAGAGGAGGAGGAGAAAGGGGUGCUUUUGGGUUACUUAGAGGAGGGUGGUGGUGGUGAUGAACAAAGUGGGAAAAGAAAGUGGGAUGUGAAUUGGGUGGACACUUCUUGCUCCUCAAUGGUGGGGGUUUUUGAGGAGUGGGAUAACGUGAAUUCGCUGUCGCCGCCACCGGAGCCGGCUGGGGGGCGGCGGAAGAGGCGGCGCAUGAAGAGUAUCAAGAACAAGGAGGAGGUGGAGAACCAGCGUAUGACCCACAUUGCCGUCGAGCGCAACCGCCGCAAGCAGAUGAACGAGUACCUCGCCGUCCUCCGCUCCAUCAUGCCCCCUUCCUACGUUCAAAGGGGUGAUCAAGCAUCUAUCAUAGGGGGCGCCAUAAAUUUCGUGAAGGAGCUCGAACAGCUCCUCCAAUCCCUCGAGGCCCAGAAGAGAAGUAACGAGCAACAUUCCGAAUCCGCGCCGUUCGCCGAGUUCUUCACGUUUCCCCAGUACUCGUCGUACACCGCGCGAAGCCCGAAUGCCACUGCCGCGAUGGUCGCGAACGAAUCGGCGGCCGCGGCGGAGGAGGCGAAGGGGUCGGCGGCGGCGGCGGAUAUCGAAGUGACGAUGGUGGAGAGCCACGCGAAUUUGAAGGUGCUCGCGAAGCGGCGGCCGAAGCAGCUGCUGAAGCUGGUGGUGGGGCUGCAGAAUCUGCGGCUCACCACGCUGCACCUCAACGUGACCACACUUGAUCGAAUGGUCCUCUACUCGUUUAGUCUCAAGGUGGAAGAUGAUUGCCAACUCUCCUCAGUCGACGACAUCGCGGCCGCAGUUCACCACAUUGUCGGGAAAGUUGAAGAGGAGGCGGCCAUGUUGUAAUUACCAAACUUAUUAACUUGCUUGUAAUCCAUCCUAACCAUAAAUGCGUCGCAAUCUCUCUUGGCUUUUAGUCAGCAAAUGUUUGUUAAUUUGUGCUUUACUUUUGCUGAGAAUAUGCAUGGUUUGGAUGCAAGUAAUGUCUAAGCCUACGUGUAUAACGAGUUUUUGUUCCUUUUGUUAAUUAGUCUCUCUCUAAGAUAAUAAUGAAUGGGCAUUCCAAAA